CGCUCUGCGGCGGCUGUGUUGGAGCUGCAUGAGGGAGAAACACACAUGUAGUUCAGUCAGUUUAACACAGAGGGGUAAAUUCAGGUUCACAGCGCUGAGAGGACAACAUGUCUUCAAAGAAAAGCAAAGCGAAAGGGAGGAAAACACAGGACGGAGAAAAAAGCGACCUCAGUAAAGAGAAUUCGGGAGACAGAGACGGUUUAGAGCCAGACUGCGUCUCUGUGACUGAGUUUAUAGAGAAAGGGGAAGAGAAGGCUCCAAAACGAUGCAGGUCCUAUCUGGCCCAGCUGAGCUUAAACACAAUGAAGAGUGUAAACGCCUGCAUCGGACGACCUGUCCUCAUCACCAGCUCGACAGGACAGCAGGAGGUGUGUGUGGCAUGGCCUGCAGCUCAGUUCCCCGGGAGAAGAGUGGGCCUGAUGCCUGACACUCAGAGCAGCCUGAGGGUGAAGAGCGGAGCCACAGUUAAACUACAGCCUGUCACCGGGGCCAUCCUGCAGGCAGAGGAGCUCCAGCUGUCCCUGGGAAAGGAAGAUGAGUCUCUCAGUACAGAAGACUUCAGCAGCUUCCUCUUACGAUCAUUAGAUGGCAGAAUUCUUCUUCCUGGCAGUUCUCUGUCUGUGUCCUACUUUGGACGCAAGUGUCAUAUCAGAGUGGACUCUGUGAAGGGUGUAGACGGGGUCACCCUCUUGCCUCUCUCCCCUCUUUCUGACCCCUGCCAGCCGUCUCUGCUGGACACCACUCCUCUGGAUCUGUCUCUACAGCUGAGUCAGCUGACCCUAAACCACUUGUCGCCAAGUCCAUCGGCCAGCACGCCGAGCCGACCUCCCGACCCUUCGUCUCUGAUGUCUCAUGCUCUGACCACUCCAUGUAAACUGAAUGACACGUCUCUUAGUGUCCAGUCACUGCCAGACAGCCCCUUGCCCUCCAUGCCAGAAACACCGGAUCAAUCUGUGGGAGCAGAGAAGAGUGAGACGGAGACCCAGCUGCUCUCUCAUUCUGGUGUGGGGGAUCUGCCGCCCUCUGCUGUCCGUUCUGGGAGCGACACUUUUUACGCUGUCUGCUGCUCUACCAGGCUGAGUUUCACCCACACGCAGGCUCAGGCAACCGAGGACGAGGGUCAGGAGAGGGCAAAGGUCACGUACAGUAUGAUAGGAGGAUUGAGCGCUCAGCUCCAGGUGAUCAGGGAGACAAUUGAGCUGCCAUUGAGACACCCGGAGAUCUUCAGAAAGUACGGAAUCCCGCCCCCUAGAGGAGUGCUGCUGUAUGGUCCUCCCGGCACAGGCAAGACCAUGAUUGGACGAGCAGUGGCCAAUGAGGUGGGAGCGCACAUGACUGUAAUCAACGGGCCAGAGAUUGUGAGCAAGUUUUAUGGUGAGACGGAGGCACGUCUCCGCCAGAUUUUCGCAGAGGCCUCGCAGAGGCAGCCUGCCAUCAUCUUUAUUGACGAACUGGAUGCUCUGUGCCCGAAGAGAGAGGGAGCCCAAAACGAGGUGGAGAAACGGGUCGUCGCUUCUCUCCUCACGCUGAUGGACGGCAUCGGAUCUGAAGGUCACAGCGGUCAGCUGUUGGUUCUUGGGGCGACCAACAGGCCUCACGCGCUGGACCCAGCCUUGCGGCGCCCAGGACGUUUUGAUAAGGAGCUGGAGGUGGGCGUUCCCGGAGCGGAGGGCCGGAUGGAUAUCCUGCAGAAGCAGCUGCGCUCCGUCCCUUGUGAGGUCAGCACAGAGGAGCUACAGGAACUAGCCGACGCGGCGCAUGGAUAUGUAGGAGCUGACCUCGCUGCUGUCUGCAAGGAGGCCGGGCUUCAUGCCUUGAGGAGAGUUUUGGGCUCUGUCCCAACCCUCACCGACCCUGAGGUGAUGGACAGAGUGAAGGUCACAACCUCUGACCUCAGACUGGCCCUGACGCACGUUAAACCCAGCGCGAUGAGAGAAGUCGCUAUUGACGUGCCAAAGGUACGUUGGAGUGACGUUGGUGGUAUGGAGGAUGUAAAGCUGAAGCUGAAACAGGCUGUUGAAUGGCCCCUGAAGCACCCAGAAGCUUUCGCUCGGCUGGGCAUUGCACCCCCUAAAGGAGUCCUGCUGUACGGCCCGCCUGGCUGCUCCAAAACCAUGAUUGCCAAAGCACUUGCUAACGAGAGCCAGCUCAACUUCCUCGCCAUUAAGGGUCCUGAGUUACUGAGUAAAUAUGUGGGAGAGUCUGAGCGGGCUGUUCGGGAGGUUUUCCGGAAAGCGAGGGCAGUGGCUCCCUCUAUUGUGUUCUUUGAUGAGAUUGAUGCUCUGGCUGUAGAGAGGAGCAGCUCGUCCCGGUCCAGUGGUGUAGGUGACCGUGUGUUAGCCCAGUUGCUAACGGAGAUGGAUGGAAUUGAGCAGCUUAAAGACGUCACUGUUCUUGCUGCAACCAACAGACCGGACAUGAUCGACAAGGCUCUGAUGCGGCCAGGCCGUUUGGACCGGAUCGUGUAUGUGCCUCUCCCGGACGCUGCCACCAGGAGGGAAAUUUUCACCCUGCAGUUCCGUAACAUGCCUGUCCAUUCCAACGUGCACCUGGACGACCUUGUGACCCGCACAGAGCGCUACUCAGGGGCAGAGAUCACUGCAGUAUGCCGAGAGGCCGCGCUGUGUGCCCUUCAGGAGGACAUUAAAGCAGAGCACAUCACUGUCCGGCACUUUGAUGCUGCCCUGGCUGCAGUAAAACCACGUGUUCCAGAAUCCCUCAUCCAGUCCUACAUUGCCUAUCAGCAGCAGCAUGGGAUCAGGCCUUUUUCCUGAUGAGGGGUGUUGGAGGGGUGGGGGUCACCCCUCAUUUGCCCCAGCACAUCCUAAUAGGGGCAACUGGACACUGCCGAAUCUGACCUGAAGGACCUGUAGCUUCUUUUUUUAUCUGUGUUCUCUGUAUCAGCGUUUCACAUCAGCAAAUUAAAUAAACGCUUGUUCCCUCCCCC
Colossoma macropomum (tambaqui) is the source of this 2947-nucleotide messenger RNA. It is a transcript of the gene afg2a, whose product is annotated as spermatogenesis associated 5. Gene Ontology annotation, molecular function: ATP hydrolysis activity; ATP binding. Bases 108 to 2774 code for a protein of 888 amino acids. NCBI's taxonomy places the organism in Eukaryota, Metazoa, Chordata, Actinopteri, Characiformes, Serrasalmidae. Gene Ontology annotation, cellular component: cytoplasm. The transcript is spliced from 16 exons. The record is from RefSeq and is a predicted model, not a curated record.